AUGUUGCAAGUAACAUCUGCGCGCUAUCCGGCGCCGACAUCCUCUGGCAUUUCGAAAUCAAUCUUCAAGCCUCGACGCUCAGCCUGUCUUGGUGUCUUCAAUGUCCGCACUCUGAAGCAAGUGGGACAACAAGCUGCUCUUGUCCUCACACCGGACUCGCGCGGUAUUGACGUAUGCUGUGUAUCAGAAACAAGAAUCCAAGAUGCAGGCACUGUGUUUGAAACAACGGCCUCAUCACUCUCCACUCCCUUGAAGCUGUACCCCUCUGACGAUCCAGAGGCUGCUGCGGCAAGAUGUUCAAAGGAUGGCAUCUAUCCUUGCUUGUCGGGAUACCCGUUGACAGUCACCUCUGUGCGUUCUGAUACUGUCAAAGAUGAACUUUAUGACGUCCUCAAGGCCCUGUUGCGGCAGGCUAGAAGCUCAGAUAUCGUUGCGGUUGCCGGAGAUCUAAAUGCGCAAGUGGACAGGCUUAGCGCACCUGUGACUCAUUUGGGUGGUCGACAUGGAUCGUACGCGUAUUAUUUCAGUUUCACCGUCACCAUGAUUUAUAAAGAAAUAAACUUUAAUUUUUCAGGCGGUGGAAUGCCCAGCUGUCCAAGCUACGAGAGUACAAUGAACGAAGCAACAGGAGCCAAUCAAUUCACAGCCAGCACAUUCAGCGACAAGGAUGUGCGCAGAAAAUUUAUCCAGAAGGUGUAUGUUAUCCUUGCAAUACAGCUAACCGUGACCACUGCGAUUGUGUGCAUCUUCACCUUUGUACCAGAAGUAAGAUAUGCCAUCCAGAGAAAUCCGUGGGCCUAUUAUGUCGCUUAUGCCGUCUUCCUGGUUACAUACAUUAUAUUAUCGUGUUGCGUGGGAUGCCGAAGACGUUCGCCUGGGAAUUAUCUAUGUCUAGCUGUAUUUACACUCGCCUUAUCCUACCUCGCUGGAACGAUCGCUGCCUUCCAUAGUACACUGUCCGUGAUGAUUGCAUUCCUUAUGACUAUCAUAUUGUGCGUGGCCAUCACACUGUUCGCAAUGCAAACUCGCUGGGAUUUUACCAUGUGUUCUGGACUGAUUCUGGUUCUCUCCUUGACUUUACUUCUUACCGGAAUCGCCUGCCUAAUAGUCAAUUUCACCCUCGGACGGAACAACGUUCUCUCCGCUGUGUACUCUGGAGUGGCUUUAUUACUAUUCAGCAUUCUUCUGGUGGUGGACACACAAAUGGUUCUGGGAGGCAAAGGACACGAACUCAGUGAAGAGGAGUAUAUCUUCGGUGCCCUGCAACUCUACGUCGAUGUAGUCAUUAUAUUGAUUUCGAUUAUGGGAAUAUCUGGUGCAGCCAGAUAAAAUGGAGUUGAACGGCUCGUGUUAUCUAUGCGGACCUGAAAAAUGUUGAAUUCUGGCAUUCGAAAGAUUUAACGUCUAGUUAUUGGACAUUGCCAGUUUGAGGCAUUUUAUUACAACUGGUCCAAAUCAGAGCGAACAUGGAUCCAUUAUGUGUAGUGGUUUUAAUCAUUCCAACUUCAAAACCAAGAGGAUAAUUGCUUUCUACACCAUUUUUGUGUAUUACAGGACAUGUGUUUCAAGAGUAAAGCUGUACGAAUAAACUGCGUUGGUGCUUCUCGCCACCAUCAUCGCAAUCAACAUUACGACUCAUCGUCAUCAUCAGCAUCGUCACUCUCAUUGUCAUAACCGUUUUACUGUUAUUAUUGGGCAUAAUUAUUUUUACUCACGUCAAUAUCAUAGCCAGGAUGAGCAACAAUUGUGUGUACUUUACGAGAUAUCGUAGCGUCAAAUGUAACAAGG
Molecule: messenger RNA, 1788 nt
Organism: Opisthorchis viverrini
Lineage: Eukaryota; Metazoa; Platyhelminthes; Trematoda; Opisthorchiida; Opisthorchiidae
Exons: 9
Coding region: 1-1329 (442 amino acids)
Biological process (GO): negative regulation of apoptotic signaling pathway
Cellular component (GO): membrane; Golgi apparatus; endoplasmic reticulum
Source: RefSeq, a predicted model, not a curated record